AGUUUCUUUCAACAGUUUAACAACAACUUGGUGUGUGUUCACACACCAAAAGGUAUAGGAAAUGUAUAGAUUGUACUUCUGUUGCUGAUUCAGGCUGGUUUUCAGCAUAUAGGUUUAUAAAAUAGAUUUCUGUAUUCAUGUAUAGACUUGCACAAUAGGUUUGCGGAACUCUCAAGUAGAUGCUAUGCUUUUAUUUAUUCUUACAUUUCUUACACAGUCAAGACCUUUCUUGUUCAACAGCUUUGCGAACUACAUUUAGACGUAUGGUUGUUUAAUGGCAUUGGUUGACGGACUGAGUAGUAUUCCUUAAUGCAUUGUUUAUACCUUUGCUGUUACUUGUUAAUGAUAGUCUUAGUAUAUUUCUAACUGAGAUGGAGACAGAUACAAGUAUUGCACCAUAUUAUCCAUAAACUCUAAUGUUUAUGAUAGGCCACCAUUCAUCUUUUUAUUAAUCUCGCUCACAUACCACCCUGCCUAUCUAGUACGACCUAAAGCACACACACACAAAAACACACACACACACAAAGAUAAACAGGUGAGCUCCCUGGAGACUCAUUCAGCUCACUGCUUACUUGUGUUCUCCUCCUUUGGCACAAUCCAAAGACUUCCUGGAUGAAAGCACAUUUGGUUGGCCGUGAUGAUUAUCUAUGUGGGAUCUUCACCAUGUUUACCUUCCCUUCUUCAUCCCUGCCUGUCUGCACACAACAGAAUGGAUCUGCUGCCUGACUUGUGGAGGGAGGACUACUGGCUUCCUCAAGGUGUGACCUGGAGAGACAUGGAACAGUUAGCAGACUCUGAGCGACCUCUACCCUGGGAUCUUCUCAUAGCGCUGCCCCUCGCGCUGGGCUUCAUCGCCCUGCGUUAUGUGUUUGAGAGGUAUUUUGCCCCACCCAUAGGCAGAUGUUUGGGGGUGAAGAAUAAAUUACAAGUGCGCGCUGAUCCCUCCCCUACACUGGAGUUGUUUUACACUCAGAGGAGCAGACAUCCAACACAGAGUGAAAUAGUUAGUCUGAUGUCACUGUGUGGCAAAACCCAGAGGCAGAUUGAGACCUGGUUCAGGCUGCGCAGGAACCAAGACAGGCCCUGUCAAACCAAGAAGUUUGGUGAGGCUGUUUGGAGGUUCUUCUUCUACCUCACAGCCUUCAUGUCCGGACUGGCCUGUUUGAUUGACAGGCCUUGGCUCUGGGAACGCAGCGAGUGUUGGAGACAAUAUCCAGUUCAGUCCAUGGAGAGAGCUCAUUAUUGGUACUACAUGCUAGAGUUGGGUUUUUACGUCUCUUUGCUCCUCCGGAUCUCUGUGGACAUCAAGAGAAAGGAUUUUAAAGAGCAGGUGAUCCACCAUUUCGCCACCAUCUUUCUGCUCAGUUUCUCCUACUGUGCCAAUUACAUUCGCAUCGGCACCUUGGUCAUGCUGCUUCACGACUCCUCUGACAUCCUGCUCGAGUCGGCAAAGAUGUUCAACUACGGCACCGGCUGGACGAAAACACGUGACGCGCUGUUCAUUAUUUUUGCUGUGGUCUUCCUUGUGACUCGACUGGUGAUUUUCCCCAGCAAAAUCCUGCAUACCACCCUGGUGCUGUCCAUGGAGACGUUUGAACCUUUUGUCGGCUACUACUUUUUCAACAUCUUGCUCAUGGUGCUGCAGGCUCUUCACAUCUUCUGGGCAGGCUUAAUCUUACGCAUGGUCUAUAAGUUCCUGAAAGGCAAGCUGGAAAAAGAUGAACGCAGUGAUGAUGAGAGUGAGGCUGAAGAGGAAGAGGACGAUAAAGGAGGAGAGGAAAAUGUGGAUCGAGGAGGAGAUUAUUGUUGGGAGAAAAGUAAAGACACCAUGAACUCCAAACUGUCUAUGCUGACCAAUAGCUGCGUCCUAAAUAACUUGACCAACCACAGAGCAUCUGUAGCGGACAGAAUGCGCAAAGCUCAGUGAGGUCUUGGCAAUUUUUUUAUUUUAUAAAAAACUGUUUUGCUAUCUCAAUAUUAAAGCAGCCAUAGCGUACACCCUGAGUGAUACUGGAUGGAUGUGAUCCAUUAACCUUUUUCCUGCUGCCGUGCUUCACUGUUAAUUGAGAGUGGAACUGAGAGUGGACCAGUAAGGCAGUAUGACUUGCAUCAUUAGUUUUUCUAAAAUGCUGACACAGCAGACCAUGGUUUUCAUUUACUGACUUCUGAGAUGUUGGCCCAGCAUGCUUCAAGUGUAUUUCUCAUCCCAGAAGGGACUUGAACCCACAGUCCCUGGCUGAGGAAGCCAGUGCUGCUGGGGCAGUGGCACCCCCUUCUCAGUCAUUGUGUGGAAUUCAUUGUCUAAUGGGGAUAGUGGUGGUGGAGACACUGAUCCUUCUUGGGUCAUUUUUCUGUGGAGAGGGAUGGUACUCUAUGUGUGUGAAGUACGCUCAAGGAAUCAAGAGAGUGUUCAGUGCCUGCCUAAUGUUUCUCUUCAUUGAAGCCUACACUGCAGAUGGUUACACUGUAAUUCAGGAAGUUUACAUAGCAUGUUUGAAAACAGGAAAGACAAACUGUAACAAAGAUAAGGCACAGCGGCAACGUAAAAGAUACAAACUAGGUUGAUUAUGUUUAUUAUGUGUUUUAUUAUUAUUAUUAUUGAAAAAUAAUUAAAUUGUUCCACAACAUGCAGUAGAUAUGUAAAUAUCAAAAAUAAAGUAAUCAGUUUGCCUUU
Molecule: messenger RNA, 2674 nt
Organism: Scatophagus argus
Lineage: Eukaryota; Metazoa; Chordata; Actinopteri; Scatophagidae
Product: ceramide synthase 2-like
Exons: 10
Coding region: 638-1927 (429 amino acids)
Biological process (GO): ceramide biosynthetic process
Cellular component (GO): membrane
Molecular function (GO): DNA binding; sphingosine N-acyltransferase activity
Source: RefSeq, a predicted model, not a curated record